Molecule: messenger RNA, 762 nt
Organism: Fraxinus pennsylvanica
Lineage: Eukaryota; Viridiplantae; Streptophyta; Magnoliopsida; Lamiales; Oleaceae
Source: the annotation of a GenBank genome assembly
AUGGCUAAGCUAUUUGGAGGGAAAGAUCCAUUUGACCACCCGUUCUUCACCCAGCCAUUUGGCAGUUUGUUUGGUGGGAAUAAUCCAUUUGAUGAUCCUUUUUUCACACGCCCUUUUGAUCAACAGCCUGGGUCACGGCAAAUUACCAUUGAGGAAUUGGACCCUGAUGGUGAUAGUGGAAAUGGUUUUCAGAACAAGGACAUGUCAAAUAAAGAACUUGUUGUUCGGAACCCUACUGAUCAUGCAAGUGGUACCCAGAGCCUUAGUUAUCAGAGUGUAGCAUAUGGAGGUACGGAUGGAGUCUAUUACAGUUCCUCUAUUGGCAAAAUGACUGGUGGUGAUGGGGUGGUUUUAAUGGAGAUGAAAGAAGAAGAUAAGAUAGUUGGAGAAUCACUUCACACAUUGUCCAAAGGAAUCCAUGAUAAGGGUCGUUCUGUUACUACAAAACACUCUUCAGAUGGUAGAGUGGAUUCACUACAGACUUUACACAAUCUGAAUGAAGAUGAGCUUGAUAAAUUUGAAGAAAAUUGGAAGAUCACUGCUGAGAAAAAAUUACCUGGAUGGAACGAUGGGUUCAAUUUACUUGAGAAUGCAGGGAGUGACAUCAGUGCAUGGAAUGAUUUCCCUAACUGGAGUGGUUGGGGUGGAUGGGCUCUUCCGUCACUAGAAUACUUUGGAAACGGUGGCGAAGCAGAACAAAAUGGCGAAUCCCAGGGGCAUUCUUCACGUGGAAGAUCCAGGAAAGUUGUCCCAGUCGAGUAA